GCCGCGCCGGCUCCUGCGCGCCCCAGCCCAGCUCGCGCCGCGUCCGGACAUGGAGGGGGCCGCUGCGCCCGCGGCGGGGGACGCCCGCGACCUGGGGCUGGGGGCGCCGGGCGCGCCCCCGGAGGCGGUGGUGGGGGCGACCGCAGCCCCCGAGGCGGCCGCGCCGGAGCCGAGGAAGCCGCACGGGGUGAAGCGGCAUCACCACAAGCACAACUUGAAGCACCGCUACGAGCUGCAGGAGACCCUGGGGAAGGGCACCUACGGCAAAGUCAAGAGGGCCACCGAGAGGUUUUCGGGCCGAGUGGUUGCCAUAAAAUCCAUUCGUAAGGACAAAAUUAAGGACGAACAAGACAUGGUUCACAUCAGACGAGAGAUUGAGAUCAUGUCAUCCCUCAACCAUCCUCAUAUCAUCAGUAUUUAUGAAGUGUUUGAGAACAAAGACAAGAUUGUGAUCAUCAUGGAGUACGCGAGCAAGGGGGAGCUGUAUGACUACAUCAGCGAGCGCCGGCGGCUCAGCGAGAGGGAGACCAGACACUUCUUCCGGCAGAUCGUGUCCGCCGUGCACCAUUGCCACAAGAACGGUGUGGUCCACCGAGACUUGAAGCUGGAAAACAUACUGCUGGAUGACAACUGCAACAUUAAGAUUGCUGACUUUGGCCUUUCCAACCUGUACCAGAAGGACAAGUUCUUGCAAACAUUUUGCGGGAGCCCACUGUAUGCUUCUCCUGAAAUUGUCAAUGGCAGGCCUUACCGAGGACCAGAGGUGGAUAGCUGGGCCCUGGGUGUGUUGCUUUACACUCUCGUUUACGGAACAAUGCCCUUCGAUGGUUUCGAUCACAAAAACCUCAUUCGGCAGAUCAGCAGUGGAGAGUACCGGGAGCCCACACAGCCGUCAGAUGCUCGAGGACUCAUUCGGUGGAUGCUGAUGGUGAACCCCGACCGCAGGGCCACCAUCGAGGACAUCGCCAACCACUGGUGGGUGAACUGGGGCUACAAGAGCAGUGUCUGCGACUGCGAUGCCCUGCACAGCUCCGAGUCCCCACUCCUGGCUCGCAUUAUUGACUGGCACCACCGUUCCACGGGGUUGCAGGCUGAGGCCGAAGCGAAAAUGAAGGGCCUGGCCAAGCCGGGGGCCUCCGAGGUCAUGCUGGAGCGGCAGCGGUCGCUGAAGAAGUCCAAGAAAGAGAAUGACUUUGCCCAGUCCGGCCAGGACUCGGUGCCCGAAAGCCCCUCCAAGCUGAGUUCCAAGAGGCCCAAAGGGAUCCUGAAGAAGCGCAGCAACAGCGAGCAUCGCUCUCAUAGCACCGGCUUCAUCGAGGGCGUGGUCAGUCCUGCCCUGCCCUCUGCUUUCAAGAUGGAGCAGGACUUGUACCGGACGGCCGGGACCCUCCCCAGCUCCCCCGAGGCCGAGGUGCCUGGUAAACUCAGCCCCAAACAGUCGGCCACGAUGCCCAAGAAAGGCAUCUUGAAAAAGACCCAGCAGAGAGAGUCGGGCUACUACUCCUCCCCGGAGCGCAGCGAGUCUUCCGAGCUGUUGGACAGUAACGAUGGCAUGGGGGGCGCCCUCCCUUCCCCCAGCCCCCCGGACCCGGCCAGGCCGACUGUCCACAGCCUCUCCUGCCGCCGGAAGGGCAUCCUGAAGCACAGCAGCAAGUACUCUGCAGGGACCCUGGACCCGGCCCUCGCCAGCCCCAACGGGCCCUCGCUGGCGUCCUUGCUGGAGCCGGGCGUUCCCGCCGAGGGCCUGUCCCGGAGCUACAGCCGGCCGUCCAGUGUCAUCAGCGACGACAGUGUCCUGUCCAGCGACUCCUUCGACUUGCUGGAUUUGCAGGAGAACCGCCCCGCCCGGCAGCGCAUCCGCAGCUGUGUCUCUGCCGAAAACUUCCUCCAGAUCCAGGACUUUGAGGGACUCCAGAACCGGCCCCGGCCCCAGUACCUGAAGCGGUACCGGAACCGGCUGGGAGACAGCAGCUUCUCCCUCCUUACGGACAUGGAUGACGUGACUCAGGUCUACAAGAAAGCGCUGGAGAUCUGCAGCAAGCUCAACUAGCUCCCUGGGGCAGGGGUGGAUUGGGGGUGGGUAGAGGGAGGAGCAGGAGCAAAGACUUGCGCUAAUGAGCUGGUUACCUCUUUGUUGGUCGUGACAAUAGACUGAUAAGGGAUGGGUGCUGUCUUGCUUGGCCAAGCUGGCAGCUUGAGUCAGCCCCUAAGAGGGAAAGUGGGCUUUCUGCCAGUCCUGCCAACUGCCAGUCAGAAUUUGGGUCCUAACUGGCAUUUGCUAUAUGGCAUCUCCUAGCGGACCACCUGUCCAGGGGAGGUGUGGGCCAGCACUUACCAGGCUGGAAGCAGAUGGGAGAGGGAGCAUUGCAAGAGAGACUGGGGCCAUCUGCCUUGGGUGAGCUUGAAGAGCUUGCUUCUCCUCUGCUCACGUUGCAGGCUUGGUCUGGCUGCUUGGGGUUGGCCGGUGGUUUCAGAUCUUGAGUUGGCGAUUGAUUGUUAAUGGCUGCUGGGUGUGCAGAUUUGAGCAGUCCUGGCACAGGACUGCUGGGAUUGAAUAGUAAUGAUUGCCAUGGAGGUGGGAGGGGAGGGCAGCAGCACUCAUGGCACGUCGUUUCCAUCCUGGAUAAGCUCUGGGAGUUGGGCUAAGGCAUCCUGUGAGCUCUGCAUUCACUCUUUCAUGCCACUAGUGUGGCAUUUGUUAAUUUGCUACUAUACUUUGAGUGGAAGAUAGGGCCUCGGUCAGAGACAAGACUUUGACCAAGGACUUAAAGUCAGCACAUGGGGAGUUUUGAAAGAGCUUCUUGCUAUCUGCCCCUUCUUUCCCCAUGUCUGCCUUGCUCUUCAGUACCACCUCCUGAGGUUGGACAGGAAAAAAGAUGGUGGUAUCAGAGGUCAAAAUUGUGAUGAAUAACAGAGCUCAUGACCCUCUGUGGUCUUUGCGCAGAUGAAUGGAAGUUGAUCCAUAGCAGCCAGGGGGCAACCUGUCAAUUUCUUUAAAGUUUCAAUGUUAACUGGAAUGCUGCCUCUUGGAUUCUUACCUGCUUGAAUCUGGGAAUUGGAUGUCGAUACUGUCUGUAAUCUCCAAAGGAGUAACUGGCUCAACCAUUUGCCCUGUUUACUAAUAGCAGAUGGCUUCCCUGUCCAUCAAGGAUAGAUUUCUCAGAGGUAGGGGAGUUUGUUUCUAGGGAGUUAGUGAGUAGGUGGGAUAUGAGGAUGAGGAGAGGAAUGUCAGGCAGGAGGUGCUUUUCCAAACAGGUGUUCUGAGUCAUGGCUUCGAAUGCCUAGGCUUUUGGUAAAAAGAAGGUCUUAGCCAUUCAAAUGAAUAAGGUGGCGAAGGAGCAGAGUGGGUUGGGAGGAAGCAUACAGAAGAGAAAAUGCUUCCUUAGAAAUCAUCCAAAUGGUUCUGGAGGUGACAGAACUCCUAUCCUAAAAAGUAACGAAACUAGGCAUUUGUCUUCUAAGCGCCCAGAUGACAGGAGACAUGGCACCACUCCCACGUGGGACAGCUUCAGAUAUUGGAUUUGGAAUCAAUGGUCUUACUUGGGAAUUUGGGGUGACUUCAGAUUUGUCUUACCUGGGCAAAUCAAAACCCUUGUGUCAACAUGGCUGACUUCUCACGACCACCCAAGUAUAUCAGGAGGACUAGUCUUGGGGCUAAUUUUGGAAAAACCAACAGAUAAUAUAUAGUUCACCUUAAGGCACUGAGAACAUUGAGCAGAAACAGCUUUUCCCUAGGGACAUGGCUCCUUCUCUUGUCGCAGGCAGUGUGGCUUUGGUUUGUAUAGCUAGUCGGAGCUGAGCAAGGAAGCUUCUUGGUUUCCUUUCAUUCAAUCCCACCUUCUUCCUUAACUCUCACGUAGGGUCAAAAGGGAAAAUUCUAUGGGUAGCAAAUGGUGUGGGGGUGUAUAGGUACACGGAAGUGAUUCUGAACCUCUUAGCUCUCUAUUCCUUGUCUCAUUUUAUGUGACCUUUUCUGGAAUCUUCUCUGGACAGCUGAGCAGCUGCACCGCUGAUCCUCAUGUGUGACUGCUGGCCUAUGUGGGCACUCUUAGCAGACCUGGGGAUCAUACCUACCUCCUGAUAUAUGUUUUUUUCCUUCUGUCGAGUGAUUACAUCUGUUAACUGUUUCCAUACUUCUAAUCCAAGAGCAAAAAUGUUAAGGAAAAUCAUUCUACUUCCUUCCUUCUCUCCCCAAACACAUGUGUGUUGUGUUUUGUCCAUAAACCUAUACAACGGAUUUGGUCAUGGGAGUCCCCUACGCAGAGGCAGAGAUCCUGAGUUUAGUCCCACUGGUGACUUUAGGUACUUGCAGUGCUUGGGGGACUAAAUUUUCCCUUUAUUGAAGACUGGAGAGUGGAUUAGCUCAUCUCCCAGGCCCUAGUUCAGCAUUCUAUAAUAUCCUAUGAUUCUAGAUCCUAUAACAUCCUCUGAUUCUAGAUUCUACACAUCCUCUGAUUCUAGAUGUUGUGUUGACUCUGUCCUUUCAAGGAAAAGCUUGGAAUAGAGGGAAAAGUCCUGAAAAGUAGCUCCCUUGCUUCCUGAUGAUGUCCUUUUCUCCCUACCAGCCACCCCCCCAGCCAAGGAAGUCAUGCUUGAUUCAUUUCCAUGGAAUUACAAGUGCGAGACACUUACAUGACCUGGUGGACCAAACGGGAGAUCCCAUAUCAGCUCUCCUGGUCCUUUCCUGGCCUCUGUGGGUCUUCUGGUGUCUUAGUUUACACAAUUGCCAAAGGAGUAGAAUUACACUUCUUUUUACAGGUAAAUUUCAAGGCAUGAUCAGUUUUCAGGAAGUGCUUCAAGACCCCAGGUGAAAUGAAAAUGCUAAGUCCUCUGAAUGUCCAGCCCUUCAUGAGGUGCUUCUUCAGAGGACGGGAGCACUUUUCAGGGUGAUUCAAUGGAUGUUCCCAGGCCUGCUGUCUUGAGUACAAAUGUGAAUGAUCGACUGACUGCUUAUUGUCAAACUGGAAAUGUUCUGUAGGGAUUUACUGGCAUGGUAUCAUUCCUAGAAGAAAAAAAAGAGAGAGAGAAACUUGACUGCACAUUUUUUUUUAAAUCCGUGUUGUGACUUUAAUUUAAUUUCUAUUUUUUUUGUAAUAAAAAGUUGACUUUUUUAUUUGAAUUUGUCUUUUUUUUAUUUAUUGGUCUGAAGGCAUUUCAAAGGUAUUAUAAUAAUAUAUUGGUGUAAUUUAAUUGGUGCAACAUGCUUUAUGGCUCCAGUCAAAAUUGGUUUUCACUCCUUUGAUUGGUUUGAGCCCAGAACAGCCUACAGGGAAAAUUAAAAAAAAAAAAAGUGCUGGAUAGCCACCCAAAGUGUUUGUAUUUUCAUUGGAAACUGAUUUUUGUUUUGU
Messenger RNA from Talpa occidentalis (Iberian mole), 5348 nucleotides. It is a transcript of the gene NUAK1, whose product is annotated as NUAK family kinase 1. Lineage: Eukaryota; Metazoa; Chordata; Mammalia; Eulipotyphla; Talpidae. The transcript is spliced from 7 exons. Gene Ontology annotation, biological process: microtubule cytoskeleton organization; intracellular signal transduction; protein phosphorylation. Gene Ontology annotation, molecular function: ATP binding; protein serine/threonine kinase activity; tau-protein kinase activity. The record is from RefSeq and is a predicted model, not a curated record. Bases 50 to 2050 code for a protein of 666 amino acids. Gene Ontology annotation, cellular component: cytoplasm.